This is a messenger RNA of Pararge aegeria (speckled wood butterfly), 753 nucleotides long. RefSeq lists its product as uncharacterized. The coding region runs from base 1 to 753 and encodes 250 amino acids. NCBI's taxonomy places the organism in Eukaryota, Metazoa, Arthropoda, Insecta, Lepidoptera, Nymphalidae. The record is from RefSeq and is a predicted model, not a curated record. The transcript is spliced from 4 exons.
AUGAAACUCCUUGUAGCCCUCGCACUCGUAGCCUUCGUGGCUGCUCGUCCCGGCGAAGAUUACAGUCGCUAUGAAAACUUCAACGUGGAUGAAAUCAUUGAGAAUGAUCGUUUCUUGGGGAGCUACGUGAAAUGCUUCCAAGGUGUUGGCAAGUGCACUCCUGAAGCAGCUGACUUUAAGAAAUGGAUGCCUGACGCAUUACAAACCGAUUGUAGCCUAUGUUCAGAACAUCAGAAGAUGCUUAUUGCCCGCGUGAUUAAAGCGAUCAUCGAGAAAAUUCCUGAAGACUGGGAGAAGUUGAACAAGAUCCACAACCCUGAAGGCAAAUACGAUGAAAACAUCAAGAAGUUAGUUGACUCAGCACAAGUCAUCAUGAAACUCUUAGUUACCCUCGCACUGGUAGCCUUCGUGGUCGCUAGACCAAGUGACGACUACGGUCGCUACGAAAACUUCAACGUGGACGAUAUCAUUGACAAUUUACGUUUCUUAACCGGCUACGCGAAAUGCUUCGAAGGUGCCGGCAAAUGCACUCCUGAGGCCGCAGACUUUAAAAAAUUGAUGCCGGAAGCCAUCAAAUCCAAUUGUGGGAAAUGUUCAGAACAUCAGAAAACACUUAUUGUCCGCGUGAUCCACGCAAUGAUCGAGAAACUGCCCGAAGACUGGGAGAAGUUGAACCAGAUCCACGACCCCGAAGGCAAAUACAGCGAAGGUCUCAAAAAGUUCGUUAACGCAUACGCCAAAAAGGAGCAAUGA